AGGUUAGGUUCUUUAGUUAGGUUAGGUUUUUUAGUUACGGUUUCUACAACAAGCGAAUUCCAGCGAGAUAUAAUUAUUCGUCGACUCCUUAACGUGACGAAGCGACAUUCACGUUCCAUGCAAGCUUGACGAGGGAGAGAGAGCCGGAGGGUAGGACUGGAUAUCUUCCAAGGUCUGAAGGUGCGAGGCGUGAUUGUAUACGUGUUAGCUGUAUCAAGAGCUGCUAGCCGGAGAGAUCUCGCAAGGAUGGCCGCGACGAGAGAGAAACGUUCGAACGCCGGCAACAAAAUGGCAAGGUUGCUGAACGAGGAGGAGGAGGACGAUUUUUACAAAACUACAUACGGCGGCUUCGACGAGGUGGAGCAGGAUCACGAUUACAUGGAAGAGGACGAGGCGGAGGACGAGGUGGAUUCGGACUUCAGUAUCGACGAGAACGACGAGCCGGUCUCCGACACCGAGCAAGAGGGGCCGAAGAAGAAGCGCAGAUUAGUGACGAAGGCGUACAAGGAGCCUAAACCUGCCACAUUGCAUGCACAAUCGACGCCCAGAGAGAAAAGGAUAAAACAGUCGAAACAGGAGAAGACCCUCAUAGACAGCAUAGAGAGAAAAUCGAUACGUCGCUCUACCGCUGCAAAGUCGGCAGCUACGCAGAAGCGCUUACGCGAGAGAAACGAAGAUCAGAGGCGGAAGAUAAAAGUUGUCAAGUACGACAUAUGGAAGCCCACUCAGGAGGAAUUGCUGGAAGAAGCGUUGCAGACGGAGGAGCUUAAUACGAAAUCACUGGAAAAAUAUCAGAAACUAGAGAAUGAAAAAAAGACUACGAGGACUGUGAGAAAAACGCAUGUUGGCCCGAUAAUUAGGUAUCAGUCGUUGUCCAUGCCAGUCAUGGUGUUGGAGACGUCCGUGGACGAGGACGAAAGAAUCAAUGUUGAAUGUGACGAUGAGAAAAAAGGAAGUUCCAAUAACCCAGGCUCUCCAAAGGAAGGAAGCGAAACAGAGUCAAAGACAGAUGGAAAGGACGAUGGGGGAGAAUCUGCAAACACAGCUCUCUCUGCGCCCACUAAAAGGAAAGAUAUCCAUGCCGAAGAAACAGGGACAUUUUACGAACGAACGUUUGUUACUUUUGAAAACGAACAAUCCUAUCUAGAUGUAUUUAAGAAAUCGACAUCACAGAGGCCGCCGUUGAAGCCUCUAUGUGCAAUCACGCGGUUGCCCGCCAAGUAUCUAGAUCCCAUGACACAAUUACCAUAUAAAAAUGUACAGACCUUUCGAUUGCUUCGAGAAGCUUACUAUCAGCAGUUAGAAGGUCGAACUGAACUUAACGAUGCCUCCCAAAGUCCAGAGUUAUUGCGAUGGCUUGAAUGGCGACAGAAGAAUCAUGGUAAUUCUCAGAGGAAUACUAUUCGUCUGGAGUCAGCAUCUUUACCAGUAUCUUCAUAAUUUUUUGCUUGUAAGUAGUAAUUUAGGAUUAAAAGUAACCCGUUCUUGUUAUUCCGGCUUACCCAAUACAAAUUGAAUUUUUACUAUAUAUUUAUAAUAAAAUAAUGUAAAUAUCUUUAUACCUGGUGUGUUUUCGUGCACGAUAUCCUUGUAGAACUAAUUAUAAUACAUAAAUUAUAACGCUAUAAACUUAUAGCAAGUUUUAAACAAACUAUAACAACGAAUAUUUUGUAUGUAUAUACAUACAAAAUGUAGAAAUGUUUUCAUAUAUUGUGGUUUUAUGAGUGAAGGUAUUUUAUGCACUGUGAUUAAAUAAUUUCAGCGAUUAUUAGUACUAUACAAUGUUAUAUAUUGCAUAAAACAAUCAUAUAUAUAUAUAUUUAUAAAACAUGUUUGCUUCAAUUAGUUCUUUUUUACAUCUGGUAACAGAUUGUAUUCCAUAAGGAGCAGUAAUUACUUCUAUCAUGUAAAUGUGUUGUCACAGCGUAAAAAUAGAGAGGCAUAUAUCACUUAUAUAAGCACUUGUGGAUACAUUAUAAUCAUUCGUCUUAAAAGCAAGUUUGGUAUUUUAUUAAUAAAAUAACGAAAUACAAGGCAUUAUUAAUAAUCUAUAUUGUUAUAGAUAUAAUAUCCCAUUUGUAUUCAACUGAGUGAAACAAUCUUAUAUCUUAAAUCAUAUUUUUUAGCUGUAUAUAUAUAUAUUUAUAUAAAAUUUAUUCUACUUAGUUUAAAGGAAACUGUAAUUUGCCUUUUCUAAGUUUUGUAGCUUGUGGCCUAAGGAUACAGAAUAAAUCAAAAAUAUCUGUAGAAAAC
Molecule: messenger RNA, 2253 nt
Organism: Vollenhovia emeryi
Lineage: Eukaryota; Metazoa; Arthropoda; Insecta; Hymenoptera; Formicidae
Gene: YL-1
Product: vacuolar protein sorting-associated protein 72 homolog
Exons: 7
Coding region: 247-1440 (397 amino acids)
Biological process (GO): regulation of DNA-templated transcription; chromatin remodeling
Cellular component (GO): nucleus
Molecular function (GO): ATP-dependent H2AZ histone chaperone activity
Source: RefSeq, a predicted model, not a curated record